Messenger RNA from Lolium rigidum, 2755 nucleotides. RefSeq lists its product as uncharacterized. The record is from RefSeq and is a predicted model, not a curated record. NCBI's taxonomy places the organism in Eukaryota, Viridiplantae, Streptophyta, Magnoliopsida, Poales, Poaceae. Gene Ontology annotation, molecular function: protein binding. The transcript is spliced from 13 exons. The coding region runs from base 1 to 2442 and encodes 813 amino acids.
AUGGCCGCGGCGGCGCAGCCGCACCCGCUGCCGCCCGUGCCGGCGGAGGGGUCGGCCCCCGCGGCGCCCCCGGCCGCGCCCGCUGCGUCGCGGCCCUACGAGCUGGCGGUCGCGGCGGCGGAGCUACGCCCGGUGGACUGCAACCUCGCCGCGCUCUGCGACCACGUCCAGGCCGAGGGCUUCGGCUCCGGCGCCUUCUCCGAUGUCGUCGUCGAGGCCAUGGGCGCCACCUACCGCCUCCACCGCCUCAUCAUCUCCCGCAGCACCUACUUCAGGAAUAUGUUGCAUGGUCCAUGGAGAGAAGCUGGAGCACCUACAGUGGUCUUGCAAUUAGAUGAUUCUAAUGUGGAUUCAGAAGCGAUUGCAAUUUCUCUGGCAUAUCUUUAUGGGCAGCCCCCCAAGCUUAAUGAUAACAAUGCGUUUCGUGUACUGGCAGCUGCAUCAUUUCUGGAUCUUCAGGGCUUGUGUACAAUAUGUACUGAUUUUAUUAUUUCUGAACUUUGGACAUCAAACUUUUUACAGUACCAGUUGUUUGCGGAAAGCCAAGAUUAUGGUAGUCAUGGAGAGCGUGUGAGAAAUGCUUGUUGGGGUUAUCUUUGUCAAAGUGCCACACUGGAACUACGUGAGGUGCUUCCAAAACUGUCUUCACAAACUUUGCAUGCUCUCCUUACAUCUGAUGAAUUGUGGGUACCUAAUGAGGAGAAACGGUUUGAACUAGCAUUAUUUGCUCUACUUGCAAAGGUGACUGUGUCUGAUGUUGAAGUUAGUGGAAACGAAAAUUUGAACCUUAUGGCAAGCUCACCAACUGUUGAUCCUUCCAUGGGGAAGGGAAAGAGUUUGAUGAAUGAAAUUGGUGAGGAGCAGCUAAUGGAAUCUGAACUGCAGAAGUUGAAGUUGCAUGAUAACAGGAGUAAAACUGCCCAAAACAUCAUUGAUGUUCCCAGUGUUAUAAUUCCGCAGAAUAGCAUAUCGUACUCCAUUCCUCAAACUGCUGAAGCUUCCAACAGGAUGGAGAAUGACACUUCUACAGGAGGACCAUCCGCAGAAAGCACUUCUUAUCAAUUUAACGAAAAUCUCUGGCAUUCUAGUGAGCCAACAAAGAAUUACUUCUCAAGAACUUCUUCGAGUAAUGGAUUAGUUCCAAGUGAGUGGGGAAGACCCACUGCACUUCUUUGGGGUGGUAGGGUUGUUGGUCGCCGGCAGGUUAGAUGCGUUAGCGGAAGUUCUUCAUUGUCUGCUGAUGAAUAUAAUGCUUUCAUGAACAUAUUUGAAAGGGGUUCUCUUCUCUACUGCAAUAUGUCAUUUGAUGCACUGUUAAGUGUUCGAAAGCAACUUGAAGAGUUUGAAUUUCCUUGCAAAGCUGUAAAUGAUGGUCUUUGGCUACAGAUGCUCCUGUGUCACAGAGUGCAAGCAAUAGUUGCUGAUACUUGCAGAAAUUGUUGCCUUACAAGUAAUUCUUGUGCUUGUAAACAAGCAUAUGUGAAUACGCACAGCCACUACAGACAGGAGCAUGAUCGGACGAGUGCUUCAGGUACUGCAGGUAGUAUCUACCUUGGAGAUGCCCAAGGCGAUGUCAGAAUACAUAACGUAAGAGGAGCAGUUGAUGGACUUGCUGGCAUUGGGAGAGGAAACUCCAAUGUGCCUGGUGCAGCAUGGGCUCCUACACGCUAUGUAUUCUCUCGUGUUCCUUAUGGGCUUGGUUCAAGGAAUGGCCAACAAUCAUUUGCCAAUGAUGAAGCCGAACCUAGAGUUGACCACAAUGGAGAUAUUCCAGGAGAUGGUCUGACUGCAUUGGUCAAUCUUAGCCAAGAAAGCAGUGCUUCUCAUCAUCAGACAGAAAGUAUAUUUGAGGCAGGCAUGCAAACUAGAUAUUCUGGUGCUGCUUCUGUUUCUACACCAGGUGGUUCUUCCCUCCAGAUGCAAGAGUCAAAAGAGCAUGAACCUGGGUCCAGUUGGGAAAGCACAGAUAACACAACUAUAUCAUUGGACACGAGAACACCACUUAGUCACUUUCCUCCUUUCCGUUUUGGGGUUGAGUUUGAAGAUGUGCAUAGGCUUGGGGAUGGUCAGGUGAAACACUCCCCUGAAGUAUUUUACGCCGGCUCACUAUGGAAGGUAAGUGUCCAGGCGUUCAAUGACGAAGAUCCUCAUGGGCGUCGCACCCUUGGGCUUUUUCUGCACAGACGCAAAGCUGAGCUGUUAGAUCCCUUGAGGAAGGCCCACAUGUAUAUUGACCCCCGGGAAAAGGUCACUGCACGGUAUCAGCUCAUCUGUCCAUCGAAAAGAGAGGUCAUGAUAUUUGGAAGCCUGAAGCAGGCCGGCACUCUCCUACCCAAAGCUCCAAAAGGGUGGGGUUGGCGCACUGCUAUACUGUUUGAUGAACUUGCAGAUCUUCUCCAAGGUGGAUCCCUGAGAGUUGCUGCAGUAGUCCAGCUUGUGUAAGCUAAAAGCAGGCCAUUGUACAUCGAGAAGCUUCGAUGGUACUAUAUAUAUAGUAGUGUGGAUCUGUGCAAGGAAGAGAGAGAGAGAGACAAUAGCACGUAAAUAAUGCCUCGGAGGUUAGCGGUUUCACCGCAAUGUAAUGUACUAUGUAGUUUCAUGCGUGACAUAUAUUCUGUGAAUUCUAUACUGUAGUUGAAGCAGUGUAAUAAGAGUUGUAUAGCGUCAUGUAAUUCAAGGUAGUUGGAGGAAUUUUAUCAGGCAGGUAUGCUCGCUGCUGUCAGUUUGCACGAAAAUGUAACCAUAGCUCAUAGCU